Messenger RNA from Penicilliopsis zonata CBS 506.65, 1790 nucleotides. RefSeq lists its product as hypothetical. Gene Ontology annotation, biological process: transmembrane transport. Lineage: Eukaryota; Fungi; Ascomycota; Eurotiomycetes; Eurotiales; Aspergillaceae. Bases 106 to 1359 code for a protein of 417 amino acids. The transcript has a single exon. Gene Ontology annotation, molecular function: transmembrane transporter activity. The record is from RefSeq and is a predicted model, not a curated record.
UCGCCUCGGUGGACAAUGGUGGAAUUUUGCUCAAACUACUACACGAACAGGGUGGGAGUUUCGUGACCCAGGCCCUCUCCACUACGGGUAUGUGUUUGUGGCUCCAUGUCUGGGGGGGGAAGGGGGGAGGUUGCAUUGACUCUUCCAGGGAUUUAUCUGUUCGGAUACGGACUGGGAGGAAUGAUCACCGGUCCUUUCUCUGAGGUGUUUGGUCGCAAUCCAAUCUACAUCUUCUCCCUGACCAUGCUGUGCCUUUUCGAAAUGGGUAGCGGCCUUUCGUCUACGAUUGGCACACACAUUGCUUGCCGGUUCGUUUCUGGAUUUUUCGCUUCGGUGACCGUGGUGGGCUCCGGGGGCUCGCUGAACGACAUCUGGUCGCCCAUCCAGCGCGUCUGGGCGUUCCCCAUCUACGCCAGCGCCACCUAUAUCGGGACCAUAGUCGGGAUUGUCCCUAGUUCCCUAAUUGGGACGUCGCUCUCGUGGGCCCGGCAUUGGGUUUCGUGGAUCGACAUCAUCCUCGCCGCCAGCCUUCUCGUCUUCGUCCUCCUCUUCCAGCCGGAGACGUACGCGCCGUCUCUGAUGCGGUGGAAGGCGCGGCACCUGCGUCGGUUAACAGGCGACAAUCGCUACCGCGCUCCAGUGGAGCAGACCGAGGUGAGCUUCAGCUCCCGCCUGGCACAUGCCCUGUACCGCCCUGUGAUUUUCAUGAUACGCGAGCCCAUCGUCGGUCUGGUCUCGCUCUACCUCGCCCUCAUCUUCAUCGUCCUCUACACCUUUCUCGCCGGGUACAUCUACAUCUUCGUCAAACUGUAUCAUCUAUCGCCCGCGCUCGUCGGGGCUCUCGCGCAGAGCACCUCUGUCGGGGUGGCGAUCUCCUGGCUGACGGUCCCGCUGGCGAUGAAAUGCGUCCAGCGCGACGUUGCCCUCGCCUCGAGCCGCGGCCACUCGCGCCCACCCCCGGAAAUCAGCCUGUACAUGGCGAUGUUUGGGGCGCCGGCGAUCCCAAUCUCGCUUUUUUGGUUGGGCUGGACGGCUCGCCCGUCCAUCUCGCCGUGGUCGGCGCUCGGCGCGUCCGCCCUCUUCGGGUACGGCUCCAUCUGCGUCAUCAUCUCCAUGCUGCAGUACAUCGCCGAUACGUUCGAGUUCUACGCCGCCAGCGCGAUGGGCACCGUCUCGCUGGUCCGCUUCGCGGCCGCGGGCGGCGUCGUCACCGUCUCGUUUCCCUUUUACGAAAACCUCGGCGUCGGUGAUACCCUUACCAUCUUGGCUUGUCUGAGCUUUGCCAUGCUCCCCAUGCCCUAUAUCUUUUAUAAAUUCGGCCACCACAUUCGUAGGCUGAGUAUAUAUGCUGUCCGUUAAUUGAAUUUGGUGUAAUUAUUUUUCUACUCAACUUUAAGAUGAGAAAAGCUGGAUAGAUUCUCAUUAUCAAGCGCAAACGAUUCAGAACUUUUGCCUGGCCGUCCAUUUCAUAUCUUCUACUAGUCGUAUUCGUGACAACGAUCAUUGCAACCUUUUUGCUUGCAGAACCCUUCAUUGAGCAGUGAGUCCACAGGAGCACUGGGAAAUUUUGGUCUCCAUGAAAACAGCUUAUCGUGUUGACGGACCCCAUAUAUCAUAUUUAAUGUACCCAGCUUGAAGGGGUGGUGGUUUAUAUCCACUGUUCAGGGAUACUUCGUAGUGCUCUCAGCAACGGCAAACCGGUAGGCCGAGCAUCGAACUUUCUUUCAAAGCAGCAAGGUUGGGAAUGGGUAGGUGGUUUUUUUUGUCUUCAUGCCGAAACAAUGACAAUC